CUUUCCUCCAGCGGCGGCCGCGGCACCAGCAGCAGCAGCCUGUGCGGAACGGGAUAAAACUACACGGACUCUCACCAGUUCGGCGGGAGGACAGCUGCAGAGGACCCGGUGUGCUUCAUACAGAGAAGAGGUUUCAUUCGGCUCAUAUUUUACAUCUUUAUGGGACACAAACACCGCCCUCGCUAACAUCUGGAGCUCGCGCUUCAUAUUGAAACUACUCCUCUUCGUGCCCGCGUGAUGUGUGGCAGGGCUAACUUAUGAAGUGACCGGUGUUAGCAUCUCACCGGUGGAGCCGUCGCUGCUGGGCUGCGGAAACCGGACUCACUCGGAAGCUCGCAGGUGUAGGGGGAGCUAGCAUGGAUGAGCCCGCCAGCAGGAACAGCAGCCUGCAGAGAAAAAAGCCGCCAUGGCUAAAACUGGACAUCCCAACCAUCCAGCUGACGCCGGACGACACAGCCACACUCAGCCAGCCGGUAAAGCGCCUGCGCAGUGUCAGCAUGCCAGGUGAAAACCCUCAGACACGCAUCGCUGCCUUGGAAACAACUAACUCAACUAACUACCUCAGACCUCCUCUGGAGAGAUUGCCCUCCUUUACACAGUCCAUCAAGAGUGAGAAAAAGGUGCGCUUUGAGCGGGUCAACACGGUUCCCCCAAAGGGCCAGAGGGGGCUCAGGAGGGUGUCAACCAUCCGAAGGCGGUCCUGUGUCCCCAAAAUACUGACCCGACGGCGUUCAUCUAUCCCCAAACAGAUCAUCAGAGGUACAGCUGACUGGUUUGGGGUGAGCAAAGACAGCGACAGCACCCAGCGAUGGAGGAGGAAGAGCCUGCAGCACUGCAGCCAUCUGUACGGGGGUCUGAAGCCACAGGUGAUGAGGGAGAUGGAGCUCCACAGCCAGGACAACCUCUCCCUGGCCAGCACUGAGACCCCUCCUCCCCUCUACCUCCCCCCCCACCACCCCAGUCAUCACCACUAUGGCAUGCAGAGGAUCGUAGAUCCCCUUGCCCGGGGUCGUGCCUUCCGCAUGGUGGAAGAGGUAGACGGCUUCAGUGUCCCGCAAACUCCCAUCACACCAGGCACCGCCUCCCUCUGCUCCUUUUCCAGCUCCCGCUCCGCUCUCAACCGGUUGCCGCGGCGACGCAAGCGAGAAUCUGUCGCAAUCAUGAGUCUCAAGGCUGCAGCAGCACUAAUGAAGGGUCGGACAUUAGCCGACAGCACCUACGGCCGAUGUCGAAGACGGAGUUUCAUGCCCCCUAGUUUCUUUGAAGAUGACACCGUGGACUUCCCUGAUGAUCUCGACACUUCCUUCUUCACCAGAGACGGCCUGCAGGAUGAGUUGUCCAGCUAUGCUGACGAAGUUUUUGAGACGCCAUCGGAGGCCGACCUCAAACAGCUGGACGAGAGCGAGCUCACAGGAAGUGCGCUGGACAGGAACGAACUGGAGAGGAGUCACCUCAUGCUGCCCCUAGAGCGAGGAUGGCGGAAGGCAAAAGAUGGCUCUCUGGUCCAACCCAAGGUUCGUCUCAAACAGGAAGUGGUGAGCGUCAACAGCCAUCAGCAGCGGGGACAAAGGAUAGUGGUUCCCGUUAAGAAGCUGUUUGCCCGUGAGAAGAGGCCGUACGGCCUUGGCAUGGUCGGCCGUCUCACAAACCGAACGUACCGCAAGCGCAUUGACAGCUUUGUCAAAAGGCAGAUUGAGGACAUGGACGAUAACAGGCCUUUUUUUACCUACUGGAUCACAUGUGUCCAUUUGCUCGUCACAAUUCUGGCUGUCACCAUCUACGGCAUUGCCCCUGUGGGCUUCUCACAACAUGAAACUGUCGACUCUGUGCUGAGGAACAAGGCAGUUUAUGAAAACGUUAAGUUUGUGCAACAACAAAACUUCUGGGUGGGUCCAAGCUCAGAGGCGCUGAUCCACCUGGGAGCCAAGUUUUCCCCAUGCAUGCGUCAAGACCAAGAGAUCCACAAACUGAUCCAGGAGAAGAGAGCGCGCGAGAGGGAGUCCGGCUGCUGCGUGAGGAACGAUCGCUCCGGCUGCCUGCAGACUUUACAGGAGGAGUGUUCGAGUACCCUUGCAUUGUGGGUAAAGUGGCCACAGCACCCCAGUGCUCCCGAUCUGAAUGGUACACUACGCCAACAUGGCGCCGUCUGUCAUCAGGACCCCAGAAUUUGUCUGGAGCCAGCCUCAAAUCGGCCUCAUGAGUGGCCUGAUGACAUCACCAAGUGGCCGGUUUGUACAAGGUACAACUCUGGAAACCACACCAACCUUCCCCACAUAGACUGCACCAUAACAGGCCGGCCCUGCUGCAUCGGAACCAAAGGACGAUGUGAAAUCACUUCAAGAGAGUACUGUGAUUUCAUGCGUGGCUACUUUCACGAAGAAGCAACUCUUUGCUCACAGGUGGCUUGCAUGGAUGACGUUUGUGGUUUGCUGCCUUUCCUCAACCCGGAGAUCCCAGACCAGUUCUCCCGACUCUGGCUGUCUCUUUUUCUUCAUGCUGGGAUCCUGCACUGCCUGGUGUCAGUGUUUUUCCAGAUGACUGUGCUGAGGGACAUAGAGAAGCUGGCAGGCUGGCUUAGAAUCUCCAUCAUCUACAUGCUCAGCGGCAUCACUGGCAACUUGGCCUCUGCCAUCUUCCUGCCCUACAGAGCAGAGGUGGGUCCUGCAGGCAGCCAGUUCGGCAUCCUGGCCUGUCUGUUUGUUGAGCUGUUUCAGAGCUGGCAGAUCCUCGAGCGACCAUGGCGGGCUUUUGCCAAGCUGCUGGCCAUCUCGGUCUUCUUCUUCUCCUUCGGUUUGCUUCCAUGGAUCGACAACUUCGCCCACAUCUGCGGUUUUGUGUCGGGAUUCUUCCUGUCCUUCGCCUUCCUACCAUACAUCAGCUUUGGGCAAUCCGACACGUACCGUAAGCGGGUCCAGAUUUGCGUCUUCCUGCUGGUUUUCCUGGCUCUGCUCUCCGCCCUGGCCGUCCUCUUCUACGUCUACCCUGUGAAGUGUGACUGGUGCGAAUACCUCACCUGCAUCCCAAUCAAAGACAAGUUCUGCGAGAAGUAUGACCUGAACGCACAUCUCCUCUGAACAGUGAUGAGCCCUGGAAUCAAAUCUCAGCCAGAAUGUUUCUGGAUGUGUUCUGGUGCUGGACUAGGGCAUGCAGUCAAAUAGUCAAAUUAGCUUAGGAAGGUUCCUAAUGGAGUGAAUUGACCCUGAAGUAGUUGCUGCCAUGAUAAGAGCCACUCAAAUUGUCUACUCAGGGUUUACCAUCAGGGUUAAGGAAAAGUGGUUAGGAAAGGACUUAGGAGGUUGUUUUUGGGACUUUUCGACCACAGCCUCAGUGUUAAUGAAGAUGGAGCUGCAGUGCAACUUCUCCUGGAACAAUGACCAGUAUUUCAGGUUAUCAUGUGUAUGUAUUUGUGCCAGUUUUUUGGAAGGUACAACAGCCCUGGCAUGAACAAAGGCUAUGCAUGAAAGCCUCCGGGCAUUUCCCUAAAAUAUUCACGACUAUCAAUGUAAAGUUGACUGAAACGAUUGAUUUAUGUGUGAUCGUACUCUAGCUGGACAAAUAAAUGACCAGUCACACUGGAGGAGAGUUUCAUUUACAAUUGUGUCCUGCCAAAUACUUUACCUCUCUUCUGUGGUAAAAAUGGCUAACAGCAGAGCUUAGGUGGUCAAAAGGAACAGUACCACCUGAGACAGCUGCAAUGGAUGAGCGGAUGCAUUUUGUAUUGUACUUUUUCACUGAUGUCCAAACGGUUUUGUCCAUUUACUGGAUAUCUUCAAAGGGUAAAACUCACCAAGAAAUGAGACUCAGAAAUGUGCCUUGUUGACAUAAAACCACACACGCAUGUUGUCUUUUUGUGCCAUGUAUGAGUAUGUGUCAGCAGUUUUCUGAUGUUACUUAACCUCUGUAGAAACUGUGUCACACAAUCUAAGAAACAAACAUGUUUAUACUUUAAUAUUUAGUGGCUGAAUUUACCACUUUUUUUUUUUUUUUCACCAGACUGGAAACUUGUGUUUCCGCUCGAGCCUUUAAUGCACUUAAAUCACAAAUGGAAAUUGAAUAUUGGCCCAGUUUUACAUCUGUAUAGAACACACUUGUACGUUAAUCUGCUUAUUUGUGAAUAGCUGUUACGAAGGUGAAUCUGUGUUUUUAUUAAAUGUGGUGGUGUUUUAGCCACCUGACAAUAAACA
This is a messenger RNA of Etheostoma spectabile (orangethroat darter), 4184 nucleotides long. It is a transcript of the gene rhbdf1b, whose product is annotated as rhomboid 5 homolog 1b (Drosophila). The transcript is spliced from 20 exons. NCBI's taxonomy places the organism in Eukaryota, Metazoa, Chordata, Actinopteri, Perciformes, Percidae. The coding region runs from base 357 to 3074 and encodes 905 amino acids. The record is from RefSeq and is a predicted model, not a curated record. Gene Ontology annotation, molecular function: serine-type endopeptidase activity. Gene Ontology annotation, cellular component: endoplasmic reticulum membrane. Gene Ontology annotation, biological process: regulation of protein secretion; regulation of epidermal growth factor receptor signaling pathway.